Clonostachys solani is the source of this 375-nucleotide messenger RNA. The record is from the annotation of a GenBank genome assembly. Lineage: Eukaryota; Fungi; Ascomycota; Sordariomycetes; Hypocreales; Bionectriaceae.
AUGGCUGAGGUUCUUCUCGCGCUGCGAACGCUACUGGUGCCGAUGCUUCCGCCCUUGCAGAUGCCCCGACAAUCUGGCAAGACCGUCGAAGGCUUCACUAUGACGGCUGAGCUUUACUUCGAAGGCAAACGCCAUUGGGGGCCCGCCAAAUGCCACCAGAACGCGGUUCGUAUCGCCACCGCACUCCGAGAGGCAGAUCCCCGUUUGGAACUCAGACUCGACAACGCGUCGAAGUCAGUCGAAGGAGUUACAGCCACUGUCUCGCUCAAGAAGAAGGACAAGCUUCUUUUGAACGAAUAUGCUAUCCACAACAACAUGGUACCAAUGGUUGACAUAAUCAAAACCAUCUGGGCGAUUAGCCCCCCACCUAAUUAG